UGCUUCGUUUCGCUUGUCGGGGGAUGGGGGGACGAGCCUCCGCCGCCGCCGCCGUGGCGGCCUUCGGAAGGCGUGCGGCUCGGCUGCGAUCGUGGCAGAUUCGGCCGGUUCCAGCGUGGAUUCUACGUGCUGUGAGAUUCCCCCCAAGGUUUUUUUUGUGGCGUGAAUCUGAUGUCGGGUUUAAGGAAUUUUUAGCAUCGGAUCUGAUUCCCCCGCGGCGAGAUCUCCCGUUUGUGGUAGCUCCACUUCAUUUUGACUGUGUCGAACAAGUGGGAUGCUCGAUUCAGCGUUUGCUGAGGUACCUCGCGGAGCUGCUAGCGGAGCGGCACAAGCUGAGCCCGUUCAUCCCAGUGCUCCCUAAUAGUGUACGGCUGCUGAAUCAAGAAAUUUUACGUGUUUCCACACUAUUGGAGAACGCGUCCCUUUUAAAUCAAAGUGGCCUUGAACAUGGUAGUCCACUAACAACUGGAGGAUUAUAUUCAAAUGGAGCAGCAGCUGAUAUGAAUGGGUGGACAUCAGCAUUUCAAUCAGAAGGUUCACCAGCUUAUAGCUGGCGUGGAGGUUCUCAAGGCAGUUCCUCUGGACUAAUUGUUAAGAAAACCAUGAAGGUUGAUAUCCCAGUAGACAAAUAUCCCACAUUCAAUUUCGUUGGCCGCAUCCUUGGUCCUAGAGGAAAUUCUUUGAAGCGAGUGGAAGCAACCACCGACUGCCGUGUGCUUAUAAGAGGUCGGGGAAGCAUUAAAGAUCCAGCUCGGGAGGACAUGAUGCGAGGGAAACCAGGUUAUGAACAUCUGAAUGAACCCCUGCACAUAUUGGUUGAGGCAGAACUGCCUGUUGAAAUUAUUGAUACCCGUCUGAUCCAAGCCCGUGAUAUCCUUGAAGAUCUGCUGAAGCCUGUGGACGAGUCUCAGGACUUCUUCAAGAAGCAGCAGCUCCGGGAACUCGCCAUGCUCAAUGGCACCCUCCGUGAAGAAGGGAUGCAAAGAUCUGGCUCAGCUUCCCCUUUCCACAACAGCCUUGGAAUGAAGAGGGCGAAGACAAGGGGGUAAGUGAGCAAGUGUUCAUGAUGGGAGGACCAAUCGUCUAUUCUGAGACCGAUGCUGAAGUAUGCCUAUGGGGUUGCCUUGCUGGCUGAUGGCCCAAAAACGGUCUCGCACCGCCAGCAUCGGAGCGGCCCGUACUUGAUAAUACCAUAUAUCUGGAGUUGUGUAUUCCUGCUACCGCCUACCGAGGGGUCUGGUUAUGGCAACGUAGGGUGUUGGGCUAUAUAUUGGGUUGUGCAUGGUUUGGUGGUAGCUAUGUGGUUUGUGUAUUGCUAUGAACUGAUAUCUGGGGUUUUGAUAUAAAGGCCCUGAGCUUGUAUUUUUGAACUUUUUUAAGACUUCGAUCUAAGGAUGAUAAUUGGGAUAACUCGGAUUGAAGAGACUUUGUAACUUGUAACAUUUUUGUGGUUGUACUGUUUAUCGCACACUAAUCGUUGAGCAAAAUUGAUGUCGGUA
Oryza sativa Japonica Group (Japanese rice) is the source of this 1499-nucleotide messenger RNA. RefSeq names its product KH domain-containing protein At5g56140. Gene Ontology annotation, molecular function: mRNA binding. The record is from RefSeq and is a predicted model, not a curated record. Gene Ontology annotation, biological process: regulation of mRNA splicing, via spliceosome. Gene Ontology annotation, cellular component: nucleus. Lineage: Eukaryota; Viridiplantae; Streptophyta; Magnoliopsida; Poales; Poaceae.